Molecule: messenger RNA, 3108 nt
Organism: Pocillopora damicornis (cauliflower coral)
Lineage: Eukaryota; Metazoa; Cnidaria; Anthozoa; Scleractinia; Pocilloporidae
Product: noggin
Biological process (GO): negative regulation of BMP signaling pathway; negative regulation of cell differentiation; dorsal/ventral pattern formation
Source: RefSeq, a predicted model, not a curated record
ACACGAAACAUAGCUCGGUCCAUUUGUAUCUCCGUGUUACAACGCUUUACAAGUGGUAAUAAGAGGGAUUAACUUGAUAAGGUCUGUUUUUAUUUAUCGCAAAAGAAAUCCCAAACUGUAUCUAGAGAAGAAAAUAUUUGGAACAUGCUAAUUCAUUACAAACUAAAACCUGAUCUCUGCUUUGAGCAAGAAAUACAAUACUUUGAUCGCAUAACUGCUUCAGAAUUUGGGCUGGUUUUUUCUGAACUUCGUGCCAUGAAGAUUUAGUGUGUUCUCCAAUUUCACACGAAAUGUCCUUGAAAUCUAAAUCCUCACCUUGCAAAUAGCGCUAAUAAUGUAUAAAAUUCAUCCAAGGCUUUAUGAAAAUCAGUCUGUUUGUGUAAAAUUAGCAUUUUAUCGACGAGGCGGAUCGCAGUAAAAGGACGUUGACAGCUUAUGUCGCUCACUGAUGGAUAACAGAACGACCUUUAACGAUCAUGAUUUGCUCGGAAAACAGUCAGCCCAUCAAAUCAUUGAUAUCAGUGGUUGCAAGUUUACCAUUAAGCUGUAGGAGGUGCUUCAAACUCAUUAUCCUCAAGAUUAAUGGUAUAAAUUUCAUCAAACAAUCCGGAAUGCAACAACAUUUAUUCGUGAAGAAAAUCACUGCCACUUACAAUUUACAUCCUGUCCCUGAUCGCGGAAGCACACCGAGAACAUCUUCUUUAAUAAAUGUCACAAGUAGCGAUAAAAAAGGAUUAGAGGUAUUAGCGCUUAAAUGGAUUUUCGAGGAACAAUGAUCAAGAAUAUGUGAACGAUAAGAGUAGCCAUGCAUAUAAAACAGUUCGUUCGACUGAUAUGGACCUGUUGGAAGCUGUUUUUCAGAUCUCCGCCCACUGUUGUGAUCUGAUAAACGAAGACCUUGUGUCUUACUGAGCUUGAAUAUGUUGCAAAACUCGAGAAAGCCAAAUGCAGCCAGGCCAGAGAGAAAUGUUGGUUUGAGCAUGUAGCCGGUGCCCCGCAAACACACAGAACAGUGCCGGCCUCGCCAAUCAUGUUCAGUUGAUUAUCGAAACAUCAUUGAAUGACUAAACUCAAAUUAAACCUCGCCGACAUCGGGGCGCUCGCUAUUCUAGGUGAACUAAGCCUACUUUAAACAGUGACAAGUAUGUUGAUCGUAUGUAUAUGCUACAAAACAUAAUAAAGCGUGGAUAAUUUUGAUUAUUUCAAAAACCACGCAAUCCGUGGGAAAUUUCCGAUAGUAGCGCGAUUUUUCCUCGAAUGGUUGAUUGAACUGACGGUGCAUUGAAAAAGAGAUAACUGGCUUGACAUGAAUCAACGAACCAUUUGAGGUCGAACCACGUAAGAGUCUAGAUCACGAUAAGGCAACCCUACGCAAACGAAGAAACGACUUGGACGACGUCUACUCCUUACAGCACCCUUAAGCUGUUUACUGAGAUGCAUCAAUCCAAAUUCAAGAGUAUAUUCGCACUUUUCGUGGUUUGCUGUCUCAGCACUGUUUGGCAGACUUCAUCAGAGGCGCUGCCUCCCUGGAAGCAUCUCAAGGGUGGUGUGGAUCAGCGACCCACAAGAGACAAGCUGAAACUAAAAUUUCCACUUGAACCAACCCGGUAUCCUAGCGAUCCGAUAGAAAGCGACUUUGACGUCGAGUCGCUGAAAAGAUUACUUGGCGAGGACUACGUUCCUAAAUAUAUUGCACUAACCAGAGAAGAGGUUUUAGAAAAGAAGGCCAAUGACACACUUUCACACGAGGAGGAUUUCAUGCGUAAAAUGUUGGUCAAAAGUAUGCCAGAGGAAAUUAAAAAUCUUGACUUUAAAAUGCCAGGUAUGAAAAGAUAUCUUGGACCUAAGGCAAGUAAAAAACUACAGCUUUGGCUAUGGCAAGUGUCGCACUGCUCAGUUUCACAGAAGUGGAAAAAUUUGGGAGUGCGCUAUUGGCCUCAUUUCAUUAACGUCGGGAGGUGCUCCAAGAAGGCAACGUGCUCCUUCCCUUCAGGAAUGAAAUGCCGGGUCUCAAGUACAAGGAAAGUCGGAGUUCUUCGCUGGCAUUGCUUGGAAAGAUUCGCCCAACGAAACGAGACUAACUGCACGUGGUUGAAGUUUGAAUACCCUGUGAUCACCGAAUGCAAAUGCGCCUGUCUCCAAUGAGACCGAUGGGAGUCAGGAGUAGUCCAUUUAGGGUUUCACUACCUGACGUAAAGGGUCACACAUGCGAUCCUAAAAUUAGAGAUUCGAAGUCUUUUAACUUUUAUGGAAGGAAAUUAGUCAUAAGAAGGCAGAACUAGAACUUGUGCAUUUUGGAAAAAAGUGUUGUCCAAGCUUUUGUUUGACAGGUAAGUUCCAUUAUGCACGGCCUUUUCUUGGAUGAACAAAAAGCUUGUCUCGUGCGGGCUUGUUGAAUUAGCUGAAUACCAAGGUCAGAAUAAACAAAUUCGCACCUCAUUUAUAGGCUUAGAAUUACAGCAUGUCAAGGAACUAAUUAUAUAAUCUGGAAAAUCAUCCUAGAUGUAAUAAGAACUUUUUAAGAGGUAUUACAACCACAUUUAGGAACAGCACAGUGGUGCUCUAAUACAGAUACCUAUGAUGUUACAAUCGUCAGUUUUCUGUUAUCCAUUAGAGAACACCUGAGUUUACUUUACGCUCUAUACCAUCAACGCCUUAGAAAACACUUCCUAAUGUCUCCGACACGCGUAGAUCGGUAGCAAGAUAGAGAAAGCCGUUUCCGGCCAAUUUUAAGCCACUAAAUCUAAAAUCAACAAUUUAAAAAACCACUAUUGUUCUGAACCUGGUUCAGAUGCAUUGACGACGGUAAAAAAUUUUUGGGCGAUUGGUCACGAAUCAGUAAGAAAGCUGAUCUUUCUAAGAGACUGAAAUGCCCCAAAGAGAUCAAUGUACUCAUUAUGUUGGAAGUACGACGCAAACUGUUGAAUCCAUUUUUGAAAGCUCAUAUCGUUACGUUAUAGUUUAAAGUAUACCUAUCACACUAUCGGCAUCAGCUGAAAUGUUAAAAACCAUUAUAUAGGUGAAGUUCAUUAGCACGGUUCUAGAGUGCCCUUGGUCCCGUUUUGUUUACCUCAAAGUUAUAAAUAUAAGUGAAUCAAUCCAGCUAAA